CUUGGUGACAUCGCUGAGAAGGAUGCACAAAUAAAAGACCUGAGUGAACGGUUAGCGUCGCAUGAAAAGACCAAAAAUCAAGCCUUGGAAAAGGCCUUACGAGAUGUUGAGACUCUGAAGAAACGCCUGGCUGACGAGCGCAAAUUAAAGAAAAUUGCAAUUCAUAAAGUGGAUGAUCUCCUUUCGCAGGUACCUUUUUUAUCUUACUUUCUUCGGGUCUACGAAUACGAAACCGAUCAAGCUUUCAAACAAGCACCUUCUAAUCAAGCAAGUGGUGAAGUUUCACCAAAUGCAAAUGAACUAAUGAGUUCCAAAAAGGGUAGUUCUAUUCGAAUGGCCUGCCGGAAGUAUCAGUUUGGACCCAAAGGGUAUGAAGAGCUAUUGAGGCGUAUCGACGUACCGUAUACCCCUCAACACUACUUAGAACACCGAAGAAAAUUGGCAUUGGUACCACAACUACAUCGACAGUUGGCUCACGAAAUACUCGAGGAACACCCGCCUAUAACAUAUAAACAAGUAGAAGAAAUCUACAAUCUGGAGAAAAAGCAAGAGAAAUGCAGCAGCUUCAAAUUAACGUCUACUUAA
Rodentolepis nana is the source of this 585-nucleotide messenger RNA. Lineage: Eukaryota; Metazoa; Platyhelminthes; Cestoda; Cyclophyllidea; Hymenolepididae. The record is from the annotation of a GenBank genome assembly.